AUGGAGCACGGCAUCGAGUGGGUCUGUCACAUCCCCUGUAACACAACAGCUGCUGGGAAGACAGAGGUACAAUGGACUGUUAAAAUGGACUCUGAAAGCAGUGGGAGAGGAGUCUUCAAACACUGGGACACAAAUUUAGCAAAGGACACCUGGUUAGUCAACACAAGAGGAUCCACCAAUCAAGCUGGCCCUGCCCAGUCAAAACUCCUGUGUGCUGUAGAAAGGGAUAAUGUCCCCAUCAUGCACAUGAAGAAUGUGUUAGGGAAGAUGGUCUGGGUUAACCCUGCUUCUGGCAAAGGCAAACUCAUCCAUGGGAUUGCUUUUGCUCUAGGACCUGGAUGCACCUGGGAGGUGCAAGCAAGCCAGCGCUCUGUGGCCAUAAUUGCUGAGAUGAUCCACACAGCUAGCCUAGUUCAUGAUGAUGUUAUUGAUGAUGCAAAUUCUCGCAGAGGAAAAAUGACAGUCAACCAAAUUUGGGGAGAGAGGAAGGCUGUUCUAGCUGGUGACUUCAUCCUCUCAGCUGCUUCCGUAGCGUUAGCGCGAAUUGGAAACACUACUAUCAUCUCUGUUCUCACUCAGGUGAUUGAAGAUCUGGUGCGUGGUGAAUUCCUCCAGUUGGGUUCCAAGGAAAAUGAGAAUGAGAGAUUUGCUCACUACCUCGAGAAGACUUUUAAGAAGACUGCAAGUCUUAUAGCAAACAGUUGUAAAGCAGUUUCAAUUCUAGGCUGCCCUGAUCCCAAAGUUCAUGAGAUUGCAUACCAGUACGGAAAAAAUGUUGGCAUAGCUUUUCAGCUAAUAGAUGAUGUGCUGGAUUUUACAUCGUGUGCUGACCAUCUGGGGAAACCAACAGCAGCAGAUCUGAAGCUUGGAUUAGCCACAGGCCCCGUCUUGUUUGCUUGUCGACAGUUUCCAGAAAUGAAUGCUAUGAUAAUGAGACGAUUCAGUAAGCCAGGAGAUGUUGAACGUGCUCGGCAAUACGUAUUGGAGAGCGACGGUGUGCAGCAGACGACCUACCUCGCCCAGCGCUACUGCCACGCAGCCACCAGGGAGAUCCGCAAGCUGCGGCCGUCCCCCGAGCGCCAGGCCCUCAUCCAGCUGACGGAGAUGGUGCUCCUGCGGGACAAGUGA
This is a messenger RNA of Merops nubicus (carmine bee-eater), 1128 nucleotides long. RefSeq names its product prenyl (decaprenyl) diphosphate synthase, subunit 1 (gene PDSS1). The transcript is spliced from 8 exons. NCBI's taxonomy places the organism in Eukaryota, Metazoa, Chordata, Aves, Coraciiformes, Meropidae. The coding region runs from base 1 to 1128 and encodes 375 amino acids. Gene Ontology annotation, biological process: ubiquinone biosynthetic process; isoprenoid biosynthetic process. Gene Ontology annotation, cellular component: transferase complex; mitochondrion. Gene Ontology annotation, molecular function: prenyltransferase activity. The record is from RefSeq and is a predicted model, not a curated record.